ACCACUCGCCUGCUGCUGCUCUGUUCGGCCUCUCCCCCCUCCGUUGCCAAGACUCCUCUCUGGUUCUAAUGGUUUUGCUGGAGUCCUUCUGCGCCGCCGCUUUCACCGCAGGCUCUGCGGCGUGCCUCGUGGUGCUGCUGCUGCCCCCCACCAGGCAGCAGGCCCUGGCCACGAACCCGAACAACCAUAACCUGGCCUUUCUGGUGAGCUUGCUCCUAACCUGCCUGCUGUCAUCGUUCGCCCUGCUGAGCGUGAAGGGGACGCACGCGUGCUGGCGCCCUUCCUCUGCGUCGUCGCCGCGGAAGGCCAAGGCGGCGGCGGCGGCCGCGCCGGCAGCAACAAUAGGGGGCACUACGGGGCGUGACGCACCAGCCGGAAAUGGCGGGGACACUUGCCCGACGCCAACAACACAACCGCGAUCCUGCGACGAUGAUUCUGCGGCGAUGACAUCGGGGAGUAGCGACGACGACGAACUCCCGCCGGAGGACUUCCCGCUAGAACGCCGGUCGAGCUUUGUGGAGGUUGCGCUGCGGAUCCACGGCUGAAACAGCGGGAAUGCCGCGUCAACAUGGAGCUGGGAGGCGGGGAUGUGCUACUACUGUACUGUCCGAUUCGGUGCGUCGUUCGUGCUGAAACUUCCCGUCUCGGGUGCAAGCAAGAGGGGCCCCUUAAAACACAUGGCUGUGAAAAAUGCCGGUCUGUGGGGGGAGGCGGGGUCAGCCGUUGCAGUGUUGUAAAUGGUGCAGAGUAUCGUGUACAGGGACGGGGUUGGAGAAGGCGUGGGGGGGGGGCAUGGUUCCGGCGUUCGGAAAUGCUUCCGGUUUUUGAGGGGUUGGGCGUAGGAGAUGGACUUGUAUGACGGGGGGGGCUGUCCCUGUUCUUGAUAGGGUCUCGCUUGUCUGUUUCGCGUUGAGUCCGCCGUUGCGUCGAGAUUCCGUAGUCGUCAUGUGUGUGCGUUUGUGGGCCCGGGGUGGUUGCGACCGGUGUGUUUUUGUUCAAUAUAGAUGCACACCAUGUGAUGCUGGACGUUUGAGUGGUUGUCGACACCUGUCUGCCAGUGGGGCAAUGAUACUGUUUCCCGUCGAGAUGGCACGAAUGCACUCGUCUUGGCGGCUACAUGUAUGUUUCGCAUGUAUGGGCCGGUGUGCAUUCCCUUUUUUAUCGAUUGCUACAAGCUGACGUCAAUUUUAGUAUGAUAAAAAUAACUAUAUUCCACAAGUAUUAGUCUUGUGUGUGCGUCUCUUCGUUCAUUUUUCCCUUCCCAACGACUGCCGUUGUAGGCGAUCGAAUUGCCCGGUGUGUCAGAACACGUGGGAGAUGCUGUUUUGAUCGAAAACGUUGCUUCCAAUUUGACUGCUGCCGAGUCUGACGGCGGUGCGCUGCGAGCUGCGUUGGAAAGCGUGCGUGUGUUUUGCAGCCUUUCUGUCUAUCGUCUGUUGGGCUUUAGUCUGAGGUGCAUCGCUUUUUACCGGAAAUCAUUAUUGUUAUUGUCUUAAUUGCGGGUUGGGUCGUUGGUGUCUGGCAGUUCUCACGCGUCAUCACGCACGGCUCUCUGAUUCGCUGGCGAGCUUUUUAGCACGUGCCGCCCGACGCGAGCGGUAACGUGAGCGGGUAGUUUUGACGGCUGCGGAGCAGCUAGCUGUGAUUGGUUGUGUGAAUGGAGACAAACAACGUUACAGAGAGCCUUGGCUCCGUGUCUCAUGCGGCUGCCUUGGUCCGUGUUUGCAUGAAGACUUCUCUUGUAAAAAAACUCUGCAUAAGCCGUGCUUAUUUUCGCAUCUGCUGUACGGAGAUUCAUUGGUUGGUUAGCAUCAGUUGCGUUUCCAGCUGUAACGCAACCGCUACUGAAAUAUACCGAGUACGUGUGCUUAAGGCUCAAGCGG
Messenger RNA from Ectocarpus siliculosus, 1883 nucleotides. The record is from the annotation of a GenBank genome assembly. NCBI's taxonomy places the organism in Eukaryota, Phaeophyceae, Ectocarpales, Ectocarpaceae.